CUACAGUACUGGCUUCUUUGCAGCAACUUCGUAUUUGAUUGAAUUGUUUUAAAAUGUAGUACAUGUACAUGCAUCUCUUUACAUUCACCAAACUUCCGGGCAUGGCUCAUCCUCAAGGUGAAGCAAUAAAAGUUAUAGAACAGUAUUUUAAUUUCUUUCCCAUUCUAAUUUAAAUAUCACGGAGGCGUGGACGCAGACGCGGGUAUGCCGUCGAGGUUACCCGUCGCCGCUCGGGUAGGGCUUCGACCUCGCCAUACGCGCGGACUGACGGCAUGCGCACCUUCGCGCUUAUUGCCUCCGACACACCGUCAGCAGCUAGUUCAGACUUCUGACCCCGCUCCAGGCACCGACGCUUCUAUGCAGGACGAGCCCUCAUUGCUCUCCCCGGACAUCAUUUCCUCAGCCGUUAUGAAGAUGAACGCCCUCCACCCUCUCCUCGAACGCGUGGAACGCCUGGAGAACAGACAGUGCUGAGUCUGAUCUGGAAGCCGAUCUCUCCCACGCGCGCGCUCCGCACCCGAAAGAUCGCUCCCACGCUCCGAGCGUCAAGCUCCGGACCUAUCCUGCCCGGAACUUCCAGUUCUAUCGGAACCUCCGACUUUGCCAGGACCUCCAGUUCUCUCCAAGCCCUCGGUUCUACCCACACCGCCACGUCGUGCGAUUGAAAAAAUCCAGCGCGGAGAGUUUGUGGAACUUGAGGAACUCUUGCCGGAAAAUUUCAGCUCCCAGGGACAGGAGCCAAUACAACUGGUUACAGCUGGCGGCGACAUGGCUCAGCUCUCGCUCAACCUCAGCGCAAAGCACACGCGCGCGAUCAACGACUUCUCGGCUUGGCUGGAGGCCUGGACGAUCUACAUGGGCAUCGUCGUUCUUGCUCGUCCUGACCGAGCUCAUGAGCUCGUCUGCUACCAGCACAUACUUUGUACUGCGAACCAACAGUUCACGACGUCUGCUAGCAUGCUGUGCUGAACUAUGAUCGAGCAUUUCGCCAACACACCGCCAGCAUGGCACUGCGCUGGGACGUGAUCAAUCAGACGCUGUGGAGUAUUCGCCUACUCCGCUCUCCCCGUCUGUCAUGCAGACGUCUCCUGUGCUGAACUAUGAUCGAGCAUUUCGCCAACACACCGCCAGCAUGGCACUGCGCUGGGACGUGAUCAAUCAGACGCUGUGGAGUAUUCGCCUACUCCGCUCUCCCCGUCUGUCAUGCACCAGAUGCACGCUCCAAAACAGCCGCGACCGCUGCCUGCCCACAUGCCGUAGCUCAACACGCGCAGCCCUUUCCAUCAGUGGCGGGCAGCACCCGCCAAGUCUGUUUUAAAUAACUUCAACCCCGGCAGGCCCUGUUCCCGCACACCCUGCGACCGUCUCUACGCCUGCAGCUCAUGUGAAGACAAAGGUCAUGCCGCCACAUCCUGCACCAGCACCACCCGCUUCAGGUGGCAGCGCCCUGCAGAUAGCCACGAGAAGACUUCGAAGCCCACUGAGAAAAAGUAAGCCGACUUCCACUCCCCUGAACACUGUUCGCUUUCACACAUUACUGCCUUCCUCGGAAUUGUGCUGGACACGGUGCGCAUGGAAGCCCGUCUCCCAGACGACAAACCGACGGACCUCCGCGAGCUCCUCAGCGAGCUGUCACGCUGCACCCAGACCACGCAACGCAAACUCGAUCACUUCCUGGGGAAACUCUCCUUUGCGUCGAGCGUCGUCGUACCAGGCAGAACAUUUACGCGGCGCUUAUGGGAUAUCAACAAGAGGUUUAGCCGCGCCAAGCCCUAUUUCCGUAUCACUCUGACAGGCAUUCCAGCAGCUGGCACCAUCGGCACAGCAAGCCCCGGACACUGCAAUCCGCCUCUCUCUCCUGGACUGAUGCAGGAGGUCGCCGACCUGGCAGCCAUGGCAAUCGCCCCGACAACACGGCGCACGUACGCCACUGGCGAAAGGAAAUUUACGCAAUUCUGUGCGUUGCAGAGAUGGACGCCCAUGCCGGCUACAGACACGAUGCCCAGCUGCUUCGCAGCACACCUCACACAAUCGGUUCAACCACAGACAAUUCAUGUCUACAUGGCCGCAGUACACAACAUGCAUCUCGAAGCCGGAUUCCGAGAUCCAACGAUGAACGCAUUGCUGCCGCCACGUGUUAUGCGAGGCAUCAAGAGGACGGCGACUGACCCGGCAAUCCAGCGCACUCGCCUCCCAAUCACCAUUGAUUUGCUGCGGAAGCUCCUCAACCAUGUCAACCAACUCAGCCUGGACCAACGGCAUCACCAGCAGGACAAGGGCAUGCUCAAGGCGGCAAUGGUGCUCGCCUUCUUCGGAUUUCUUCGAUGCGCUGAAUUCACUGCGCCUCCAGCCGGGUUUGACCCUGCCACUCAUACCACACGCCAGGAUGUGACUCUGGAUGUCACUCAAGGACGCACAUAUAUCCGCUUCCACAUCAAGCAAUCGAAGACGGACCAACUUCGUCAGGGCCAUGCAGAUAAUCGUAGUACCACUUCACAACCUUGCCCGGUUGCCGCCCUCCUGGCAUAUUUUACAGUCUGUCCGUCUGACGCCACUGACGCACUCUUCCGCUACCGCCCUGGGAGACCGCUGACCAGGCAGGCACUGACAGAAGAGCUCCGACAGCUUCUCCCACUCACGGGAACACCCAAUUCACGCGAUUACGCUGGUCAUUCGUUCCGCAUCGGUGCCGCCACAACUGCAGCCAUGGCGGGUACCCCGGACUGGCUAAUCAGGGCAAUGGGCCGAUGGAGAAGCGACAGUGUCUUGCGCUACAUCAGGGCAACCGACACAGACAUGGGGCAGCUGACCCAAAAGCUGUCAGAGGUACAAGCGCAUCACAGAACACAUGGAGGUAUGUAAGAACCCGCCACGCGGGCACGCAACUCGCACCCAUGCACGUACCCACACGGCUGACCGUUUGGAACAGCACAGCAACUUGCUCUGCUAGGAUUGUGCUGACAAACUGCGCUGAUAGCAACAACAGUGUCAUUCACGUGCAUUGCAAUGUGUCACAACUUAGCAUGGAGGCUGGGCAACCAUGGGCCAGCUAUCUCCUCUCAUCUGGCAAUUAUCACGGUCUUCGGCCAUCACACUCAUACUCCCACACUCCUGCCUCCUAACGGGCAUUGCACUUCGUGCGUGGGCCGUCCACACUCCGUCCAUUUCAUGGGCGCCCAUCUCAUGGGCUGCACUUUGUGCGUGGACAUACAUACACACUAUCAUACAGGCCGUCCACACUCCGCCCAGUUCAUGGGUGCCCAUUUCAUGGGCUGCACCUCGUGUGCGUGGGCCGUCCACACUCCGUCCAUUUCAUGGGCGCCCAUCUCAUGGGCUGCACUUUGUGCGUGGACAUACAUACACACUAUCAUACAGGCCGUCCACACUCCGCCCAGUUCAUGGGUGCCCAUUUCAUGGGCUGCACCUCGUGCGUGGACUAUCCUACAUGAUUAUCACAUGCCAGAUUCGGUUGCCCAGCACUCCAUGAAUCCUCCAUAUGAUGUGUGCUCUCCACUGGUCUGCAAUAGCGAGUGCAUGCGUGUUAAUAGCACAUUAGAGCUUGCGGUAAUGUAGGUUAACACGUUGCACAAGCCACCACUUCACACGCGCUCCAGCGGCUUCCAAAGAGCCCGCAGAUCCCACGCUAUUCAUUGAUGCAUGUCAAGUAACACGUACAUGCACGCUGUGGUGGCAUGUAACAUGCCUACGCCGGAACUCACCUGAACUCGCCAGCCAACCAGCCAUAUGCGGCUGCAGCACACAUCGGAGCUUGAACCCGUAACGCAUACACCAUACUUUGCGCUGGCCGUAUUGCUACUUCAUAUUUGCUUUGCUUGGGUAGUGAGAAGAACACCGGUUUGUUCCUUUCUCACCCACCCACCUCUUCCCAUCUAUGAAUAAUAUUGAUAUCCUUGAUUCAACACAGGUAUCAUAAUUCAUACAAGACGAAAAUAAAUAGGAGUGCUGGGCCAGCUAUCUCCUCUCAUCUGGCAAUUAUCACGGUCUUCGGCCAUCACACUCAUACUCCCACACUCCUGCCUCCUAACGGGCAUUGCACUUCGUGCGUGGGCCGUCCACACUCCGUCCAUUUCAUGGGCGCCCGUCUCAUGGGCUGCACUUUGUGCGUGGACAUACAUACACACUAUCAUACAGGCCGUCCACACUCCGCCCAGUUCAUGGGUGCCCAUUUCAUGGGCUGCACCUCGUGUGCGUGGGCCGUCCACACUCCGUCCAUUUCAUGGGCGCCCAUCUCAUGGGCUGCACUUUGUGCGUGGACAUACAUACACACUAUCAUACAGGCCGUCCACACUCCGCCCAGUUCAUGGGUGCCCAUUUCAUGGGCUGCACCUCGUGCGUGGACUAUCCUACAUGAUUAUCACAUGCCAGAUUCGGUUGCCCAGCACUCCAUGAAUCCUCCAUAUGAUGUGUGCUCUCCAC
Sycon ciliatum is the source of this 4437-nucleotide messenger RNA. RefSeq lists its product as uncharacterized. NCBI's taxonomy places the organism in Eukaryota, Metazoa, Porifera, Calcarea, Leucosolenida, Sycettidae. Gene Ontology annotation, molecular function: DNA binding. The record is from RefSeq and is a predicted model, not a curated record. Gene Ontology annotation, biological process: DNA integration; DNA recombination.